Messenger RNA from Penicillium odoratum, 555 nucleotides. RefSeq lists its product as uncharacterized. Bases 1 to 555 code for a protein of 184 amino acids. The record is from RefSeq and is a predicted model, not a curated record. Lineage: Eukaryota; Fungi; Ascomycota; Eurotiomycetes; Eurotiales; Aspergillaceae. The transcript has a single exon.
AUGUCCCCGCGUGGUACUAUGGGUUGGUCUGAGCGAGAAGAGGAGAACCUUCUUCCCUGGUUGGAUGAGAACAGCGCAUUGCCGUGGAAAGCCCUGCCGGACGCAUAUAGUGAACAGUUCGGUGUGGACCGAAGCGUUGAAUCUCUACGAGGGAAAAAAUACCAUAUUCUGCGGAAGCAAGGUCGAUCCAAUGCCCGAUCUCCUGGAAAUCAAGAUCGCCGUAAACGAUCCGGGUCCAGCCGCCGCUCGGUCGUGAUGAAGGCCUCGCAGUCAGACGCUCCAGUCAAAGCUGCAGCCCAAAGCGACAUCGACCUUUGGUUCCAGACAAUCCUCACGACCGAACCCAGCCCUACCGACGGCAGCGAAUCAAUGCUGACAAGGGGCUCGAUUUCAGGUAUGAUCCCGCCGUAUUCAUCUCUAGAUGCGCUCUCAUCUCUCUUUCCAGAUCGCUUGACGCCAGCGCUUACCAAUUACUUUCCCAAAAAGUCACGAACAUCAUCUUGGAUCUGGGGAUAUGUACAUCGUGUCUGCGCCACUGGAAAGCUGGAGCUGUAA